This is a messenger RNA of Anopheles bellator, 1799 nucleotides long. RefSeq names its product phosphorylated adapter RNA export protein (gene Phax). The transcript has 5 exons. The record is from RefSeq and is a predicted model, not a curated record. NCBI's taxonomy places the organism in Eukaryota, Metazoa, Arthropoda, Insecta, Diptera, Culicidae. Gene Ontology annotation, biological process: snRNA export from nucleus. Gene Ontology annotation, cellular component: nucleus. The coding region runs from base 101 to 1618 and encodes 505 amino acids.
UUGGUUUUCCCAGUCUUUUUAGGCCUUUUCAGGCGUUUCACUCCGUUCAUCCGACGGCGAUCGACGGUGUGUGACUUCCUGGAAAAACGGCACCGUUAAAAUGAUGGAACACGACUCGCUAAAGCUGGCCAGUGCCGACGACGAUCUGGAAGAUGGAGAGCUUUCCGAUAGUGAUUGUGAAGUUUAUACACCGCUGCCGAGGCCAGAUUUGCCGAAAGCCGAGUUCACAGCCGCCACAGCCAGCCACGCGCGACAGAUGGAUAUAGCGUGCGACGAUCCGGAUGACGAUGACGAUUUGCGACUGACCAAAAGUGACUCCGAUGGUAGCUCCGAUGAGAGUGGAAGUAACAUAAGAAUCGGCGCCACAAGCUUCACGCGACGAAUGCGUGGGCAAGGAUCGCGCCCAAUGUCACACCGACCAGGUCGCAGUCAAGGCGCGAUUCCACCGAAUGGUCUAGCCCCUGUACCACAAUUGCUGGCCGCAAGACCAAACAAGUACAACAUCUGGACCGAAAGCCUCCAGGAGGACACGCUGAUGGAAACGAUGCGCGGCUGCGACGUUACACCGCACGCACUCCGCAACCGCGACGUCGAGUCAUACGACUACAAACUGAAGGACCGCCUGCAGAGUGGAAACGCUUUCAACCGUCUGAAACGUACACAGUCGAACUCAGACGAUUCCGAUGGAUAUGGAUGUGGAGGGAAGCGGAUGAGAACAGAACGGGAGCGCUUCCCGGAAGCCAGUGACCAGGAGCGGCGCAUUAGUGCGAAGCAGCGCAUCGGCAAGCGCAACAGCACCGACACAAACAGUGAUGACAGUGGCCAAAGUGCGCCGAGAUUUGCUUUCAGACAUAUACCGGACCUGAAUGUCGACGACGAGUGUAGUAACGAAAAGUUUGCCACUGAGCUGGCCGAAAAGUUGUGCGAAAAGCAGCAGGAUUUGCUAUUCCGCGUAGUGGAGGUACUGGGCAAAGUGAUACCGCUCAAGUUGUUCAAGGAAACGCAAAAGAUUGAAGCCGACGGUGGUAUGCUUGUGAUGAAAGGAUGGCGGCGACGGACGCCAGGAGGAGUUUUUCUUUUUCUGUUGAAACAUUGCGAAGAUGUCGAUAACGAGCUAAAGAAGCAAAUAUUUUUCGAGAACAAAAAAGCAAAGCAAAAAGAAUGGAAACUCGCAAAGGCCAACAAUCGUGAUAAGAAAGUGGAGGAACUGAAGAAAUCACUCAACCGGCAAGCGACCGAUGCCGAGCUACCGACUAUUCCGAUGAUGGCUCACCUCAAAGCGGAAACGAAUAGCACCCGUAAGUGGCCCGGAAUUUCUGCUGUUCGAACCCGCCAUUGCUAUAUUAUUUUCUUUGCAGUGUCCAAUCCACCGCCUUCCCCGGUGGGAGAGGAGAACUUUGACGGUAACCAAGACUUUGAAACGCCGGACAUACACGUCAAUGUCACUAGCCCCGAGAAGAUACCGAUGCAAUCGAACGAAACCGACAAAGAAGAUUCCGAUGCCGGCAAACCGGAAGUUGCGAUCAUGAUUGGGCACGGACUGAUGCCGCAACGAACUAUUCAAAGCUACCAGGAAGACUGUCUUGACAUCACGUGCGAUGAUAUGGAUAUGUUUUAGCGAUAACGAUUUGAGCGAAAUUAUAGAUGGAACUACUAUCGAACAAUAAGACCAACGGAUGCCUAACACUCAUACGCGCUCGAGAUGACAGGAGCGUACAGGCGAGAACAAGUUGUACAUACCGAUUUAUAAAUAUGCUGUACGGCAGCAUAUAAAAUAAACGACGCCAUUCGAAAGGUUA